GUGUGGAAGACUAGAUCAUGACAAUAAUACAGGCACAAACAAGGGAACACAACAACAGCAACAAGUCUAAACAGAAACAAAGACACACGCAACUGGACACCCACAACUCGCUCUGUCUGUCUGUAGUAUACAUGUGCUUGACGCAGCACAAAAGGAGCUCCGUUACAAUUAUGACACACAACACUCAGUCGAUACAAAUACAUCAGUGUCAUUCACAAGGUUCUCCCGCAACUCAGUAAACACGACUUACAAGCCCCGUGCCUCUUUUUGUCUAGUUUUUACACGCCACAUCGCCCCAACUGCGCUGCAAGCCGGAGCGAGUCCCAGACGCGUCAUACACUUUUGUGGUCGCUGCACGACAUUGUCCUUUUUCCCGAGAACCGACGUGAGCUUGUGGCGAGCAACAAAGUACGUGCUCAACAAACAUGUUGCUGAACGCUCGGGAUCUUGUCUGCAGCGUCGCAUUAUCGCCGAGAAACGCCGUGAGAAAACACACUUGUCACUGUGUCUCGGAAGCGCAGGCAUUCAGCCACGGCCAGGUUGAGUCUACAACUUUCUCAUGCUUACUUUUAAGCCCAGCCCCCCGGUCGAGAAGAGGAAGGUUCCUGUGUUACACAGCGUACAGCGGUACAUUCGUUUAUUCUACUAUUAGCUCCCAGAGAGAGAGGUAGAGAUGGCUGAAGUCGCUCCCGCUCCCGCCGCCGUGCCGGCCAAAGCGCCCAAGAAGAAGGCAGCUUCGAGGACCAAGAAAACAGGCCCUAGCGUCGGCGAGCUCAUUGUCAAAGCGGUGUCCUCGUCCAAGGAGAGGAGCGGCGUGUCUCUUGCCGCUCUGAAGAAAGCUUUGGCUGCUGGCGGAUACGACAUAGAGAAGAACAACUCCCGCGUCAAGCUCGCCGUCAAGGGUCUCGUUACUAAAGGCACUCUGGUGCAGACCAAAGGGACCGGCGCGUCUGGAUCUUUCAAGCUGAACAAGAAGCAGACCGAAGUUAAGAAGCCCGCAAAGAAAGCCACGCCCAAAGCGACAAAGGCGGCCGCCAAGAAGCCCGCCGCGGCUAAGAAGCCCAAGAAAGUAGCAGCCAAGAAACCCUCAGCCAAGAAGUCUCCCAAGAAGACAAAGAAGCCCGUCACUGCCGUCAAGAAAGCCACCAAAAGCCCCAAGAAGGCCAAAAAGCCGGCGACCCCCAAGAAAGCAGCCAAGAGCCCCAAGAGGGCCAAAAAGCCGGCGACCCCCAAGAAGGUAAAGGCUGUAAAGCCAAAAGCAGCGAAGGCCAAAAAGGCUCCCAAGAAGAAGUAA
Molecule: messenger RNA, 1294 nt
Organism: Tachysurus fulvidraco (yellow catfish)
Lineage: Eukaryota; Metazoa; Chordata; Actinopteri; Siluriformes; Bagridae
Product: histone H1-like
Exons: 1
Coding region: 674-1294 (206 amino acids)
Biological process (GO): nucleosome assembly
Cellular component (GO): nucleosome
Molecular function (GO): DNA binding; structural constituent of chromatin
Source: RefSeq, a predicted model, not a curated record